Messenger RNA from Lindgomyces ingoldianus, 1551 nucleotides. RefSeq lists its product as uncharacterized. The record is from RefSeq and is a predicted model, not a curated record. Lineage: Eukaryota; Fungi; Ascomycota; Dothideomycetes; Pleosporales; Lindgomycetaceae. The coding region runs from base 121 to 1551 and encodes 476 amino acids. The transcript has 2 exons.
CCUCACCUCCUCACCUCCUCGACAUGCUUCACGCGCCAUUUCUCCCUAGAGAUGGACCGGACGGCGUAAUUCAUAUCUCUACGACCGGAACUCGAAAACAAGUCGAAAACUCGUGUCGAAAUGAAGCCCAUGCCACAGGAACAGACGCGAAGAUGGGAACUACAUAAACGGAAGCUGACUCUUCGCGAGAAGUUCUUUCCGUUUCCUUGGAAAUGUUUUCUCAUCGUAUCGGCAUUACCGUUUGCUCUCGCACCCAUUGUUAUUCUUUCUGCCGCCGCUGAAGAAGCUUCCCAGGGCUACCUCUCAGGACGCGCUUGCUAUCCUAAUGGAAUGUGGAGCGAAUCUCCUGGCGCAACAUGGCGGAUCAUGGAUUCUACAUAUUUCUUCACGCCAAAUCUCUCUUUUGGAAAGAUGUCAUUCUCUGCAGCUAAGAUUAUUGAUAUUAGCUGGGAUCUGUUAGUUGGAAGAGGAGGACAACUAUUACUAGCUUAUGUCAACUACCAGGUCUUCAAUGAAUGGCUUGUAUACCAUAUGGAGAUACAUCUGACGUCGUACAAGAUGUAUUCGACUGUAGCCUUCCAAACGACGUCACUAUCGGCACUAGGGGUUUUGGGGAAAGAAUUUUUGGCCUUCGGAGAGUCAUCGUGGAGGCGGUUUUUCCGGUGGCUAGGUAUCUUCUGCAUGCUACUUUCCACGUUAUAUGUGUUAUCUUUCCCGACACUUAUGGCGGCUAUGACUGGUUAUAUCAACGCAUCUGGAGCAUACGUGGAGGAUUACAACAACAACCUCAUCGAGUUCAACAAGUUUAAAUGGGUGGCUUACAUUGUAGAAGAUGCUCACCGGAUUGGAUACAGCAAGCCUCUUGUCGCCGCUAGCGAUGAUGAAGACUUGCAAAAGGCGAUAUAUAAUUAUAUUUCAACCAUGUCCACGCUUGAGGAAUUUAAUCGAGACCUAAAAGUCGGCCUUCCGUGGCCACCUAGAACCUUUUUCUUUGAUCGCCCUAGCAUAUGGCAACUUGGAAACUCUAGUAUCACUCUCGAGGCUCCGUCCUUGAAUAUCACUUGGGCAAAGAACACUGAGUUGGACGUCUCACCAAAACUCAAACACUGGCUGUACACAGACGGCGACUCCCAAGGAGAUGUCUUCGACGCUUUUUACGUUCACGCGCAUGGGUCUUGCAGGCCUAAUGAGACCUACCAAUGGGGUUUCUCCUAUAUCUUCCUGUUUAUGGUUAGCAUUUUUAAUUUCGUCUGGAGUUGUAUAAUGGUGGGAAUGUGGCUGGACACGCGGAGAGGGAGCAGGAUGUAUAAGAGUGGGCGGAGACCUGGGUUGCUGAGAAGCAUAAUGGAUAUAUCGGGCGCGAUUAGAGAAGAGUUGGGUGUGGAGGUUGAUAAUAUGGAAGAGCAAGAAUUGAGGAAACGAUUGAACGCCUCGAGAGGCGCGCUCUGGGUCCCGAGAAAAGAGCUGAAAAUCACGAAGGCAGACUUAGGCGAUCAGGGGUUCAAACACAGAGGGCGGUGGAAGACGUUGACACAAGGGUCUACUUUUUGA